AUGUGUGCCGUUGCUGCCUUCCACGACGCUGAUAAUCCGGAGCGGUUCGACGUCUGCAAUCGCGAGUACCGACGGCUGGUUUCUGAGUCGCUCUUUGAGAAACAGGAUAUCGAGUACAUUCGAGCUUUGUGUAUCGGUGCAUUUUGGCUUCCAGAUGCCUCACGUAUACUACUUUCUGAAGCAAUACGCAGAGCAGCAGAUCAUCAACUCCACCGGCACUUCCAUGGCCUCAGCGAACCAUAUUUGGUGGCGGGUUCUACGCCAGGUUCGUCUCAGCAGUAUCAUUUAGCCAGGGACAGGAUCCGGCUGUGGUAUCUACUUUACGUUUGCGACCAACACCUAUCAAUCUUGCACAACCGAGACUGUAUUAUUCGACCGGAGAAGGAUGCCAUCGAAAGCAGAGAGCUCUUUGUCGUAGGCGAAAGCUCCAUGCCUAGUGGAGACACCAGGCCCAUGUCCCAAGUCUCCUUACUCGUUACUAUGGGCCAGAUUAAAGAUGCGUUCGGCAGCGAGCAGAGUAGACCACUCUCAAGGUCUUCCGUCGUGCAGCUCUCGCACUUUGCUCGAGAGCUUGAUCAGUGGUACUCGAGAUGGUCGGCCUCAUUCGAGCCAGAUCAGUAUAUUGGAUCGUUCCCUCUCGCAGGCCUUACGAUGCACUUCCAGUUCAGCAAGUUGUAUCUUGGUCACCACGUUUUCCGCGGCCUCAAGACGGACCCGAUACCUCCCUACUUCCUCCAGGCUGCGACAACAGCCCGAGAAGCGGCCCUCACCAUCUUCAGCAUCAUACUCGACAAUCAGUCGUUUCGAGCACAUAUCGUCGGCAUGCCGGCCUACUUCCACAUCAUGAUCUCGUUCGCCGGCCACUUCUUACUAGAGCUUUGCCUCAAGUACCAGGAACAGCUGAACGUCAUCGUCGAAGAAGACUUUCGCCUCGUCAGUGCAGCUUUAGCUGUCUUUGCGAGGACACCUGUGAUGUCGCAUCAUCCCAUCUCACGAGUGACGGCAGGACUGAUGAGGAAACUCAACGAAUGCACGGCAGCACUGGGAAUGGAGAGUGUUCUGACAGAGAGCCCUUUCGGAAACGGAGAGUAUGCCGCUGCCAGAGACAUUACUGGAACAGUUACCCACGAUCCCUCGAUGAACUCCGCAUUCGAUUUGCAUCUUGCGAACGGGCUGCCCGACGACUUGCUGUACGCUGAGUUUGGGGAUCUAGCUUUCUCAAAUCCUGAGUUCAAUUUCACAUGA
Zasmidium cellare ATCC 36951 is the source of this 1245-nucleotide messenger RNA. RefSeq lists its product as uncharacterized. The transcript has 2 exons. Bases 1 to 1245 code for a protein of 414 amino acids. The record is from RefSeq and is a predicted model, not a curated record. Lineage: Eukaryota; Fungi; Ascomycota; Dothideomycetes; Mycosphaerellales; Mycosphaerellaceae. Gene Ontology annotation, molecular function: transcription cis-regulatory region binding; DNA-binding transcription factor activity, RNA polymerase II-specific. Gene Ontology annotation, cellular component: nucleus.